AUGCGUCCAGACCAAUGCGAGAGCAGAGGAUUAUGUCGAUUUGAUGCCACUCCGUCCGGUCCAAAAGGCAGACGAAUAGUUGCCAUGCCAAUGUGUAUCCAGUUGAAUGGCUUCGGAGACUGCGGACCGGCUGGGUCGAGGAGGAUUAGGGGCCUGGGGGUAGAAUUGAAGACGACUUGGCUGGGCUCAUCAAAUGGCCUCCACAUUCAGGCUGGACUGGACGACAAAUUCUCUCUCGGCCAAGUCUCGUCCGCACUCGCGACCGUCGAGAAGAGAGGCCUCGGCUCAAACCGACUUGUUGAACUUACUUCCAGUUCGAGGGAAAGUGUUGCCGGUGAAGAGACUCGAAGGUCGGUUGGGGUCUGGGCAGUUUUCUGGACUCGUUAG
This is a messenger RNA of Protopolystoma xenopodis, 387 nucleotides long. The record is from the annotation of a GenBank genome assembly. NCBI's taxonomy places the organism in Eukaryota, Metazoa, Platyhelminthes, Monogenea, Polystomatidea, Polystomatidae.